Molecule: messenger RNA, 454 nt
Organism: Lynx canadensis (Canada lynx)
Lineage: Eukaryota; Metazoa; Chordata; Mammalia; Carnivora; Felidae
Product: 28S ribosomal protein S21, mitochondrial-like
Biological process (GO): translation
Cellular component (GO): ribosome
Molecular function (GO): structural constituent of ribosome
Source: RefSeq, a predicted model, not a curated record
AUGACGCCCACCCAGGAGUUUUGCAAGGCCUUUCUUCCAGUGGUGGCAUCUACAGGUGAUGGCAAACAUCUGAAGUUCAUUGCCAGGACUGUGAUGGUACAGGAAGGAAAUGUGGAAGGUGCAUACAGGACCCUAAACAGAAUUCUCACCAUGGAUGGGCUCAGUGAGGACAUUAAGCGACGGCGGUACUGAAAGCCUUGUCGCCGACGACAGGAAAGCUAUGAAACCUGCCGGCGGAUCUACAACAUGGAAAUGGCUCGCAAGAUCAACUUCUUGAUCCGAAAGAAUCGGGCAGACCCAUGGCAAGGCUGCUGAGGCCUGUGGAUUGUAGGCCCAGUAUGAAAAUCCCUCUCCAGCUGUCUCCUUCCUAUCUCAAACCUCAUUUUUUCUCCCCUUUUUUAUAAUAAUAAACUCAAUCACAUAUAUGCAAGAAGGCCUGCAUAUAUAGAAGUAA